AUGACUGACUGGAACAAGAACGUGGAAGUUAAGCACGACCGUCUGCCGGAGGACCCUUACGAUCAGAUGAAAUUAAAGCCCGGAGCCAGGGAAGCCACCCAGAGCGUUCCCCGGGGGGCUACCAACUUGUACAGCACUGCCAAAAAGAAGGAUUACACUGUGUCUGUCUACCUCCAUCACAGGACAAAGAGCGAGCAUUCACAGCAGAAGUGCAUCGUAGGGUUUGCUCUCGUGUGCUGCUUUGCCAUCUCUGUUGCGCUGAUAUUUUCAGCAGUGGAUAUUCCAGGUAGCAGCAGCGACACAGAAUUCAUUACAGAGGACAACUGCAAUAGGAACUGCCGGGUCCACCUUGUGGAGAACAUUCCGGAUGGCCUGGAUGGCAUCGACAACUCUAGCAGGCAUACCUCCCUGUUCCAGGGAUGGAUGGACUUGCUGGAUACUGCACUGCACAGUGUUGACAUUGUCUCUUCUAAUUGGGCUCUGAGGAAAGGGAAACUGGACCACAACCAUUCAUUUGCCCACAGGGGUGAAAAGAUAUUUGAGAAGCUGCUGCAGCUGAAAUCUCGCAACGUUGGCCUGCGAAUCCCAGUCAAUAAAUUUCAGUCUGAGUCCCAGGAUAUAAAAGAUCUGAAAGCCAAUGGUAUUUUGGUGAAAUAUAUCAACAUGACUCCUAUUAUUGAUGGCAAGCUCCAUUCUUCCUUUUGGGUGGUGGACAAGAAGCACAUUUAUAUCGGCAGUGCCCACAUGGACUGGCGCUCACUGACUCAGAUGAAGGAGCUGGGUAUUAUUAUGUACAACUGUAGCUGCCUGGCUCUGGACCUGCACAAAGUGUUCUCCGUGUAUUGGCAGCUGGAGUAUCGAGACACAGUGCCCAAAAUCUGGUCAAAGAAACUGUUCGCCAUCUCCAGUAAGCAUUCACCUCUCAAGUUACAGCUGAACGAGGCUGAAGCUGAGGUCUACCUGGCUACUUCUCCAAAACUCCUGUGCCCCAACGGUCGCACCACAGACAUCGAUGCUGUUCUCAGUGUUAUUGCCAGUGCUCGGAGAUUUAUACACGUAGCUGUCAUGGAUUUUCUGCCUCUUGUCAACAACACCAAAGUUCAGAGGUACUGGCCCACGAUAGAGAAAGAGCUGCGAGAAGCUCUCUUCCUGCGUAAUGUGAAAGUCCGACUGUUGGUCAGCUGCUGGAAGGAAACGUAUGCGCCAAUGCUCAACUUUCUGUGGUCCCUCAAAAUGUUCUGCAUUGAGCCCAUCAACUGCAGCUUUGAUGUGAAAUAUUUUGUAGUUCCACCUUCCGAAGGGGAUGAGGUCCUAUUUUCCAGCGUUAAUCGCAACAAGUACAUGGUGACGGAUAAAGCAACGUACAUCAGUACAUCUGACUGGGUUGGGAAUGACUAUAUGAAAAAUACAGGGGUGAGCCUGGUCAUUGAACACAAACGGAGCAGAUGGCUAAAGGACCCAACAUCAGUUCACGAGGAACUUCAAGCACUGUUUGAAAGAGACUGGAAUUCCAAAUAUGCCCAACGUUUGGAAAUAAAUACCUUUCUAGAAUGCCUGAACCUAAAAAAAAUAUCAACACAAAACAUCUUAAUUUAGCCUGGAGGACUAAUAGCCAGUU
Messenger RNA from Hypanus sabinus (Atlantic stingray), 1618 nucleotides. RefSeq names its product inactive phospholipase D5-like. The transcript is spliced from 10 exons. Gene Ontology annotation, molecular function: catalytic activity. Lineage: Eukaryota; Metazoa; Chordata; Chondrichthyes; Myliobatiformes; Dasyatidae. The record is from RefSeq and is a predicted model, not a curated record. The coding region runs from base 1 to 1596 and encodes 531 amino acids.